AUGAUAUGUGAGAGCAAUAACGAAAGUGAGAACAAUUCGUCGGCUCACAUUUCUAUUUUUGAGCAACGCGCAUACAUUAAAAUCGAAACGAUUCGUGGUAAAACAGUGCCUGAAAUUCAUGCCGCGUUAAAUGAAGUGUGUGGAACGGAUACUGUGGAUCGUAGUACGGUACAAAGAUGGCAUCAGCGAUUCCGUGAUGGUCGUAUAAGUAUUGAUAACAACCCUCGCUCUGGCCGACCCUCUACGGUUACUCAAGACAACACUAACGCGGCUAUUCUCGCAACUCUACUCGAUGAAGACCGACGAAUAACGGUGAGAGAGAUAGAGAAUGAAACAGGUAUUUCAAAAUCAAGUGUUCACCGCGUUUUAACGGAAAUUCUACAGAAACGAAAGAUUGCAGCACGUUGGGCGCCUCAUUUUCUGUCACCGGAACAGAAGGAUACACGCAAAGACAUCUGCCGUGAACUCCUUUCUCGCUACGAAAAUGAAAAAGAAACGUUUCUUGAUCGUAUAAUUGCAAUAGAUGAGACUUGGAUCCGUGAUUUUGAGCCGGAAUUAAAAUCGAGACAACGUGUUUGUAAACUGUAG
This is a messenger RNA of Cinara cedri, 588 nucleotides long. Lineage: Eukaryota; Metazoa; Arthropoda; Insecta; Hemiptera; Aphididae. The record is from the annotation of a GenBank genome assembly.